Molecule: messenger RNA, 327 nt
Organism: Gongylonema pulchrum
Lineage: Eukaryota; Metazoa; Nematoda; Chromadorea; Rhabditida; Gongylonematidae
Source: the annotation of a GenBank genome assembly
AUGAAUGCACUAAGUGAAAAGCUUUUAGCUAUACAAGGAACGGGAAAUUGCGCGGAUCCACUGAAGAACGAUUGCGAUGUGAAUGCAGAAUGUAUCGAUGUGAGUCUUGGGAGACAUGUCUGUACUUGCGGUGUUGGUUACAUCGGUGAUGGACACAUUUGCGAUGGUAAGCAGCUCUCUUUUCUGAUUUCGCAGAAUUUGCAUUUAAUCACACUCACGUUACAGUUCAUUCAGGCAAGUCAUACAAGAAUAAGCACAGAAGUUGCAUCCGUUUUAUUUCAUAAUAUAAUUCAUCGACGAACAGAGACUUAUCGGCAGCCAUGUUAG